Sorex fumeus (smoky shrew) is the source of this 781-nucleotide messenger RNA. RefSeq names its product troponin T1, slow skeletal type (gene TNNT1). Gene Ontology annotation, molecular function: troponin T binding; tropomyosin binding. Gene Ontology annotation, cellular component: troponin complex. The record is from RefSeq and is a predicted model, not a curated record. The transcript is spliced from 9 exons. Gene Ontology annotation, biological process: regulation of muscle contraction; sarcomere organization; slow-twitch skeletal muscle fiber contraction. The coding region runs from base 1 to 693 and encodes 230 amino acids. Lineage: Eukaryota; Metazoa; Chordata; Mammalia; Eulipotyphla; Soricidae.
AUGAUGUCUGACUUGGAGACUCCGGUAUUUGAUCGCCCCGCGGUGGCUCCGCUGAUGCCCCCCAAGAUCCCAGAAGGGGAGCGAGUGGACUUCGAUGACAUCCACAGAAAGCGCGUGGAGAAGGACCUGCUGGAGCUGCAGACGCUCAUCGAGGUGCACUUUGAGCAGCGGAAGAGAGAGGAGGAGGAGCUCAUCGCCCUGAAAGACCGCAUUGAGCGGCGCAGGGCCGAGCGGGCCGAGCAGCAGCGCGUGCGAACCGAGCAGGAGCGAGAGCGGCAGGCGAAGCUGGCGGAGGAGAAGAUGCGGAAGGAGGAGGAAGAGGCCAAGAAGCGGGCCGAGGAUGACGCGAAGAAGAAGAAGGUUCUCUCCAACAUGGGGGCGCAUUAUGGGGGUUAUCUGGUCAAGGCUGAGCAGAAGCGGGGUAAGCGCCAGACGGGGCGGGAGAUGAAAGUGCGGAUCCUGUCAGACCGUAAGAAGCCUCUGAACAUCGACUACCUGGGAGAAGAGCAGCUCAGAGAAAAGGCACAGGAGCUGCUGGGCUGGAUCCACCAGCUGGAGUCUGAGAAGUUCGAUCUGAUGGAGAAGAUGAAGCAGCAGAGAUACGAGAUCAAUGUGCUGUACAACCGUAUCAGCCAUGCCCAGAAGUUCCGGAAGGGGGCAGGAAAGGGCCGCGUUGGAGGUCGCUGGAAGUGAGGACCCCCGCUGGGCAACAGGGUUACUGGGUGCUGCCCAGGAGCCUGGAGCAUCCAUCUACAGCUUGAAAUAAAUGCUCCUCCGCAGG